UGACCACGAUGUAAACAUCUCCAUCCUAGCAUCCAACCAAAAGCCCUAUUAAAACUCAAUUAAAAAAACCAACAACAUACAACUAUUCCAUUGCUAUCUUCCUUAUAUAAUUAUCCAUAACACAAAGAUCAUCCAUCACCCUAUCCUUCUAGUUAACCACCUUUCAAGCCAUGGCUGCACACACCAAGAUCACCAACCGAGUUUCACCCGCGAUGGAGCGAACCGGCCAGUGGGUUUUCUCCCAAGAUAUCCCAGCUGAUAUUCUUAUACAAGUUGGUGAAGCAAAGUUCCCUCUUCACAAGUUUCUUUUGGUAGCAAAGAGCAACUACAUAAGAAGAUUAAUACUCGAAUCGAAAGAUCCUGAUACGACGAGGCUAGAUCUAUCGAAUAUACCCGGAGGAGCUGAGAUAUUCGAGAAAGCGAUCAAGUUUUGCUAUGGUGUUAAUUUUGAAAUCACUGUACACAACGUUGCAGCUCUACGUUGCGCGGCUGAGUAUCUAGAGAUGACUGAUGAGUACUGCGAUGGCAACCUCGCUGGUCGGACGGAUGAUUUUCUUGUUCAGGUGGCGUUAACGAGCCUCUCGGGUGCGGUCGUCGUGUUAAAAUCAUGUGAAGAUCUUCUUCCGAUAGCCGAAGAGAUCAACAUCGUUCAACGAUGUGUUGAAUUGGCUGCUGCUAAGGCGUGUAACGAAGCGAAUUUUCCAAGCCGAUCACCACCAAACUGGUGGACCGAAGAGCUAUCGAUCGUCCACAUAACCUUCUUCGCAAAAAUAAUCGCAUCCAUGAAAUCACGAGGCGCAAAACCUCUAACAAUCGCUAGCGCGAUCAUAACCUACACAGAACGCGCGUUACCGGAUCUAGUCCGCGACAGAUCCGGUAACAGCGUUACUGCUUCCAUCUCCAUCGACACAAGCGCCCGAAUCCACCAACGCGAACUCCUAAACGCCAUCGUCUCCCUCCUCCCGGUCGAAACUCAACGCGCAUCGUUCCCUAUCAACUUCCUCAGCUGCCUCCUUCGCGCUGCAAUCUUUCUCGAAAACGACGACGUUUGUAAGAAGCAACUGGAGAAACGGAUAUCGGCGAUUUUAGAGCAUGUAACUGUGGAUGAUCUGCUUGUGUUGUCGUACACUUUUGACGGUGAGAGGUUGUUUGAUUUGGAGAGUGUACGGAGGAUUAUUUCUGGAUUUGUUGAGAAGGAGAAGAGUGUGUCGGUGUUUAACGGUGGCGAUUUUAGAGAACCGUCGUUGACGACGGCGAUGCUUAGGGUUGCGAAGACGGUUGAUGCUUAUCUCGGUGAAAUCGCGACGAUACCGGAGUUGAGCAUUUCGAAGUUUAAUGGAAUUGCUAAUUUGGUCCCGAAAAAUGCACGUAAAGUUGACGAUGAUCUAUAUCGCGCCAUUGAUAUAUACCUCAAGGCUCAUCCGAACUUGGACGAAAUCGAGCGAGAGAAAGUUUGUAGUGUGAUGGACCCAUUGAAACUAUCUUACGAGGCGAGGGUACACGCCUCACAAAACAAAAGAUUGCCCGUGCAAAUUGUUUUGCACGCGCUUUACUUUGAUCAACUACAAAUAAGAAGUGAUAAAAACGGGAGGAGUACACCUACGCCAGAUGCAAUAAGUAUGAGAUCUCAGGUACAAGCCGACGUGUCAUUGGCGAAAGAGAAUGAGGCUUUGAGAACCGAAUUGCUACAAAUGAAGGCUUAUAUAUCCGACAUACAAAACAAGAAUCAAGUGGGAUCAACGUCUGCACGAAUAAACCCAAAGAAGCCUACUUUCUUCUCGUCGGUGUCGAAGAAAUUAGGAAAGUUGAAUCCUUUUAAACAUGGAUCAAAGGAUACUUCUCAUAUUGAAGAUGGUAAUGAUGUGGAUCUUACAAAGCCUAGAAGGAGACGUUUCUCCAUAUCCUAAACUCAUUAGCCUUACUAGGUUAGUUGGUGUGGUGUGUUUUUUUUUUUUUUUAAUAUUGUUUAAUUAUUCGUGAUUUAAUUUGGCUUUUAUGUAUUGUUUUUGAAAGUGUAUGUAAGUAUAAAAGAGGUGUGUGUUUGUAGAAAAUCAACCAACGGUUGUUAAGACGGUUCCAAGUACUUGUCUUUUGUUAUAUAGGUAACAUAAAAAUUUAAAUGUCAAUGUUUGUAACAACUUUUUUAUAUAUGUAAUAUGAUAACGUAAUGU
Messenger RNA from Helianthus annuus (common sunflower), 2171 nucleotides. RefSeq names its product root phototropism protein 2. NCBI's taxonomy places the organism in Eukaryota, Viridiplantae, Streptophyta, Magnoliopsida, Asterales, Asteraceae. The coding region runs from base 171 to 1907 and encodes 578 amino acids. The record is from RefSeq and is a predicted model, not a curated record. The transcript is spliced from 5 exons. Gene Ontology annotation, molecular function: protein binding.